Molecule: messenger RNA, 312 nt
Organism: Cooperia oncophora
Lineage: Eukaryota; Metazoa; Nematoda; Chromadorea; Rhabditida; Trichostrongylidae
Source: the annotation of a GenBank genome assembly
AUGCUCGAGCGUAUAGCCACAAGUGCCAGCGUCCCCGCUCCUCCCACACGAGUCAGUCGAGCAGGCGAAAUCACAGAAGAGGCAGCAUUUGGUCUCGUCUUGAACGCUUCUUGUUUGGAUUACUGUGUUGAUCCUCAUAACGAGGCGCGUUUCGUACAACUGCUCAAAAGCUGUCGCAGUGUGCUAUGUUGUCGGGCGACUCCACUUCAGAAAGCAUCGCUGGUGAAGAUGGCAAAAACUCGGCUUGGUGGAAAAGUCUUAGCUAUUGGAGACGGUGCCAACGAUGUUUCUAUGAUCCAAGUGAGCGUUUAA